Phialemonium atrogriseum is the source of this 1578-nucleotide messenger RNA. RefSeq lists its product as uncharacterized. Gene Ontology annotation, molecular function: G protein-coupled receptor activity. The record is from RefSeq and is a predicted model, not a curated record. NCBI's taxonomy places the organism in Eukaryota, Fungi, Ascomycota, Sordariomycetes, Cephalothecales, Cephalothecaceae. Gene Ontology annotation, cellular component: membrane. The transcript has 4 exons. Gene Ontology annotation, biological process: G protein-coupled receptor signaling pathway; cell surface receptor signaling pathway. The coding region runs from base 1 to 1578 and encodes 525 amino acids.
AUGUCGAAUUCAAGCGUCAACAGGGGCAUCUGCCCCGCCCCUUUCUUCCAAGACACUGUAUUCACCGACGGAGGAUUCGUCGAGGGAAGGUUAUGUCAAUCGUUGGGCGGGGGGAUCACCUGCUGCCUACCAUGCCCGUUGACCGACUUUACCUAUCCCGACAGCUUCCAGACGAUGAGCUUAGCAGCAGACUGGAUCUCGGUCGUCAGCACCGCGUGCUGCGCCUUCCUACUCUUGUCUUGGACCUUCCUUCCCGUGGAAAAGACGCAUCGCCACUAUUUGAGCAUCUGUCUCACAGUCGCAGUUGUGCUCAUGAACCUUGGAUUCAUAAUUCCCUUGGCAGCGCAACCGGAACAAUGUUACGACGCCAUUACACCACAUUCUAUGCAGACAAGCCAAGUGUGUGCAGCGUCAGGCGCAUUCCUGAUCGUCGGUGGUUGGGCCGGAGUCAUGUGGGUGUUUCUGCGAUCGCUGUCGCUGCAUCUGCAGAUCUGCUGGCAGGUUGUCGUUGGGAGGAACUUCAUGUGGCUUUCUCAAGCCGCCGGCUGGGGCAUCCCCGCCGUCGGCAUCACCGUCGCCCUCGUCUUCAGCGGCGUGUCGUUCCGCUUUGGCCCGACGUGCCACAUCAACCACACGAACAGCCUCGCGGACCUCUGGAUCCCCCUGCUCGUCUUUGCUGGAUUGACUAUCAUCAUCCAGUUCGCCACGUUCGGGUACUGCAUUAAGGUCUAUCUCGCAUCACUUGCCGAUAACAGCGCGUCGACCGAGGGCUCGAAUCUGCCUUCGUACACAAACAGCAUCCGGACCAUGACGCCCCGACAAGCCUACCGGCGAGUGCGAAGAGUGAUUCAGCUCCAGUGGCGAGGCAUCGCCAUCGUGUUGAUCAUCAUCACCGACGUCAUCUUCUUCUCGGUAAUCUUCGUCUUCCAAGAUAACACGGUUGAGUCUGUAAAGACGGAUCCAAGCAAGGUGACCGAGUGGGUGGGUUGCUUGAUGCUCAAUGCGGGUGAUAAGACAAAGUGCUUGGAUGAGGCCAGCAAGCUGGUUGUCAAUAUGCCAACCAUUGGCGCAGUGUUGGUCCUCCUGGGUAUGAACGGCAUAUGGCUGCUCUUCCUGCUCGGGCGCUUUUCCAUGUUCACUGGAUGGGCCGAUUUCUUCGGCAAGUUUGUGAACCGGGAGAAGAAGGAGUUCGUGUCGGCCGAUGCGCGGCUCGACGACAUGAAGAGAGACACACGUUCGUACGAAAUGCUAUCCCGGGACUCCGGGAAGACUCUGGACGACGUAGUAACACCCUCCGUAGGGACACCCAUCUCCCCCUUGGCUAGGGCAUACAUGGCGAGCCCACCGGCUAGCAAUGACUUGCCCUUCCACUAUAACGGCGACGGUAAAGAGGGCCGUCGGACGCCGGACUAUUUCGGCAACACGGUACGGUACCACACGCCUGCCCGAUCCUUCUCGAGCCCACGGCCACCUCAGACGGUCACCUGGGACUCGCGGGAAACAUAUGCCCAGCCAGAGAGGUACGGCAGCCCGGAGAACCGCGAUUACGUGAAUCCCCUUGGGAUGAACCAGAUAUGA